AUGGUAUAUCAAUUAUUGUUCUCAAUUGGCUUGCUUGGCCUGAGUGUAUGCUGGUCGGGCUUAGCGCUUGGAAUCACAGGACAUGUUUAUUUACAUAUGACUUAUAGUACAAGUGAUUCUCCGCUGGCUGAACUAUUUGUUACAAAGAAAUUUAUAUGUGCUGCACAAUGUGCAUAUCAUUUUCUUACAUGCAAUACUGCUGUUUUCAUCGAUGGUUCUACUCCACGUUGUUUGUUAUACAGUGAACCAUUAAUUCGAGCAAAUCUUGUUACUGCUAUGCAGGCAACAGUGUACGAUUUUAUAGAAGAGAAACUUGCAAUCACGACAACAACGUCGACCUCACCCAUUAUUGAUACAAGCUCUACGCCAACAUCAUUACCUAUGACUUCAGAAACGCCAUUCUAUUUCAGCGGAGUCCUACGCAACGUCAGUUUACUGUCAGUACAGCAGCCGUGGACUUUAUGUUAUACGGCAACAUACUCAACACCGUUGAGUGCAGCUGCCAUAAGCUCGGUACUGACUCUAUGCUAUCAAAAUAAAUUAUUGCUUGGAUGUCUACCGAUAGGAAGCUUAACUCUAACAGUAGCAGCGAUGGGGAAUCGAUCAGAUGUUUUAUUCAAUUGUGGUACUUCGAUGAAUUGUACUCGUCAAGCUAAUGGUGUUAGUUGGUAUUAUUCGAAUUCCUAUUCUUGGGGUUUUGCAAAUGGAAAUGAUGCAGUGACACGCGCACCGUGUGAUCUCGAGUCCACCAACGAUGAUUCUCGAUUAUGCUGGCAUACGCAAGGCUAUGGCGGAUUUCGAUGUGGUGCAACAAUCAAUCUCAAUUCGAGUUCAUCCUGGUCGAAAGUUAUUUAUCAAUCAAACUGA
This is a messenger RNA of Adineta ricciae, 867 nucleotides long. The record is from the annotation of a GenBank genome assembly. Lineage: Eukaryota; Metazoa; Rotifera; Eurotatoria; Adinetida; Adinetidae.